Molecule: messenger RNA, 1816 nt
Organism: Episyrphus balteatus (marmalade hoverfly)
Lineage: Eukaryota; Metazoa; Arthropoda; Insecta; Diptera; Syrphidae
Exons: 5
Coding region: 1136-1699 (187 amino acids)
Source: RefSeq, a predicted model, not a curated record
CUGGCCAAAUAAAUACCAUUCGCAUCUCGGCUUCGGAAGUGCCAACAUGGUUUCAGCGGAGUCCCUUAACUUAUAUUCACAAGAAUAACGUGCCAGAUUUUAUGACGAACAAGUUACGCAAAAUUCCCUUUAUAAAACUAUACUAAACGUGCCUAUUCCAUCCAACUGACGAACGAAUGGAAAGAGUAUAAAUAUUUAAAAUUCCCUUGUUGUGUCGCGUUAAAUUUUUGUUUUGUGCUAAUAAUAAAAUUUAUAUAACACUACUCUUGUAAAUCGUAAACUUUGCUGGGUAUAAAGUCGAAGUUGGGUAGGCAUACGGGAGUGUUUCAAAUAGCAAAUAAUAUAAGAUUCGUAAUUAUUCGUAAAGUAAAUUAUUUUAUGUUUAAUGUACAAUGUUGAAAUGAAUGAGUUCAAAUGUACAGCGGCAGCGACGGCACGAGGCAUCAUCUGAAUAGACCGACUUAACUGACAACGUAGGGUAUCACUAUUGUUACCAAAAGAGGAUAACCAUUCGUUUUUGGAGUGGAUUUUUAUGUAGUACAUCCUUUGGAAUCCUUGCCAAAGAAAAAUAAACUUGAUUUAUAUUCAACGCAUGGUACCGAAUGUCGGUAACUUAUGAUGAAAACUACAAAUAUAUGCGAAUUACAAGUUGGACAGGAUACAAAAAAUUGCAAAAAUACAUCCUCGGUGGUGGUUGGGGUAGGGGCUUGACGCUGAACUGAAACUGGCACUGCUCCUGGCACUGGCACUGAAUCUGGGUGUCCUUUGAAUUCUUGGCUAUUGGUUUCGAAUGUUGUCGUCGUUGUCGACGUCGUCCACAACGACACAAACUUUGACUUGGAUGCCGUCGUCGCCUUGGUUGAAGUUGUUCAACUUUUAUCGGUUGUGUCGUCCUGGCCGUCUUCAUCUUCGUCCUUGCUGUUGUAGUAGUUGUUGUAGUUGUCUGGUACGGAAAACAUAUUGACUCGGCAAAGUCCUUUGCUUUUUUUGUGCUGAUAAUUCAAAUUAUUCAGUUUAGUGUUUGUGUGUUGAGUGAGGGUGGCGUGUGGUAUAUGGGGUUUGAGGCUCUGAGUUGGCCAGAAAAAUAAAAUAAAAUAAAAUUAUAUUCUCAUAGUGUAUAAAAAGAUAUCGUAAAAUGAACCAGAUAAAUCGAAGACGUCGUCAAACUGCAGAGCCCUUUGACUGUCUGAGACCUGUAAUACGGUUUUUUGGCAUCAUAACUGCUGUAGUUAUAUGCGGAGUUGGAGUGGAUGUUUACGUACAUGGCUAUACAUCGGGCAUCUUUAUAUUAUUAGGAUCUUUUUUGGUUCUGAUUUUCGAGAUAAAGUGGGUUAUAACACUAUUCCUGCAUCUACUUUUUGCUAGUGAUGGUGGAUAUUCGGAUUGUGUUCAAUGUUGGAGCGUUUGUAAGAUAGCUGGAGGUUGGAGAUUAUCUCCAUUCUAUUUUGCCUUUGGUACUGCAUUAAUCAUGUGGCCAAAUAAUCUAUGGUUAAGCUAUGUAGCUGGAAUAUUAUUGAUGUUUUUGGCCUCAUUGAGACUCUGCACACUGUUUCGCCUUAGCAAUAAUCUUAAAGAUGAGGGUCUUUUGCCACAUUGUGAAUUUGAAAAAGUUGAUGGUUUUGCGGAUGUUGCAGAUGAUAUAAUGCAGGAAGGAUGCCAAAGCCUUGAAGAUGAAGAGCCCAUAGAUGAUGUUUGCUAACUGUAAAAUGUAACAUGAAGAAGGAAAAAAAAAGUGUUUUUGUACAAAAUUAUCGACUAUCAAAUAUUUUUAUACCAAUUUAAAAGACAAUAAAAACCAAAAAGUUUAAUAAAAUGU